Messenger RNA from Gossypium arboreum, 4760 nucleotides. RefSeq names its product MDIS1-interacting receptor like kinase 2-like. Gene Ontology annotation, biological process: protein phosphorylation. Gene Ontology annotation, molecular function: protein kinase activity; protein binding; ATP binding. The record is from RefSeq and is a predicted model, not a curated record. Bases 1437 to 4517 code for a protein of 1026 amino acids. The transcript has 2 exons. NCBI's taxonomy places the organism in Eukaryota, Viridiplantae, Streptophyta, Magnoliopsida, Malvales, Malvaceae.
AGAAAAAUUGACUCCUUCUUGCGAACAGAAGACUUCAGUUAGCCCAGCACAUUACACACGCUCCGCGUCAAGAGUCGUUAUCUUACCUUUUUCUUUUUCUUCUUUUUGAACUUCAUUUGGGUUCUUUUCACUUUUUUGUUUAACCUGUAGACAAUUUCAGACUUUUUUUUUUCCUUCAAUGAGUUGCUUUUAAUUUUGCUAAAAUUCGAAACUUUGUAUUUUAUUUUUCUCCAGAUUAAGAUUUGGACUUGGAUUUGAGUUUUAGCAGUUAUUAUUUUGCCCAAAUUAUAGGGUUUGUCCAAACCCUUCCAUGAUGUUUGAACUUCUUUGGUACAAUCCUAUCCCAAAUCAAUCAACUCAUUCUUCAGUCAAUGGGAUGUCAGAACAAAAUCACACAUGAAAUUAUACAUUUCAAGAUGCUUAAUGAUUGGUUUCAUGAAGAAAUGAUUAAACACUUAAAACUAAUGAAUGAUUUCAUUCACCAAAAGUAGGGGAAAAAGCCUUUGACUGCUUUAGGUAUAAUCUUCAUCUGCAACAAGUUGUUGGAUACAUCUCAAAUAUCAAUUUCAGUGUUGAAAGUACAAGGGCUUUUACACGGUGGGAUUGUUAGAGAUGAUGAAGGUAUUCAUCACUGUUGCAGUUAGUUGGUUGCGGCUUGAUUUUGGUGUCCACAAUAUGUUUGUCAUUUGUCCUCUUAGAAUAACUUUUAGUUCUGGUUAUGUUAGUUCUCCUUAUUUGAGUUACUUAUUUAGAUGAACUCUUUAAGAACACUGAAUUCUUUGAAACAUAAUUAAUUUUGCCUUUCUUUUUUUAACAAAAAAUCAGCAGCUUCAAAGGAGGAAAUGGGGCUAAAAUCUUGAAAAUAAAACAUGGUUCUAGGAAGUAACAUAGAUUUUGAUUCAAUUAUAGUUAGAAUAGUGUAUUCAGUUUCACAUAUGCUCUAUUUCAAUCUGCGUACAGAAGGGUUUGGUCUGAACUCUGAGAUGCUAUUGCUGUGGACCCAAAAGAUAGGGAGAUAAAAGCUUAUUGCCUGUGUGAAUGUCCAAGUCAAAAGGAGUCUACCAUAAGUACAGAACAAAAGUUCCUACACUGAAUCCAUAAGGAGUCUACCAAUCGAAAUUAACGGAAUAACAUAAACUAAUAGAAUGAAAAGACUUGAGAGGGAUAAAUUUAUGUUACUACACUGAAUCCAUUUUUCCACAUCUCCAGUUUGUAGUCUUAUAUGACAUUUGUCUUCUUGGCACUAAGUGGGCCAACGUAUAUUACUAUAAUACAAAGACUAAAAACUCUGGAGUGAAAAAUUGGUGAAAGACUUGUAGUUUUUUUUAUUUGAGGGUUGAAAGACAUAAUAGUUAGUUUGAUCGUACAGGCUACUUCAAUUAACCUAUAUAUAACCGUCAUAUCAUGGCUGUUACUUGCAUGCAGAACAUUUGUUAAUGAUGAAGAGUUUAACUGUGCUUGCUCCCUUACUCUUGUGUGUUACUUUACUAUUUUCUUCUCUUAAUGUUGCUUCUGAUUCUGCAGCAGAAGCAUUGGCAAUCCUCAAAUGGAAAGCCAGCCUUCAAAGCCAAAACCAUUCUGUUUUGCUUUCCUGGAAUAUUUCCAACAACCCGGAUACCAAAACAAGUCCUUGUGCUUGGUUUGGAAUCCAUUGCAACCACGCUGACAGUGUUACAAAAAUUAACCUCACUGGCUAUGGUGUAAAAGGUAUGCUCCAUUCAUUUCCAUUCUCAUCUUUGCCUAAUGUUGCAGAGUUGGACCUUAGCACCAAUGAACUUUAUGGCAUAAUCCCACCUCAAAUCAGCCAGCUCUCCAAACUCACCUACCUUGAUUUAUCCUCUAACCAAUUCGCUGGGCAAAUCCCACCUGAAAUUGGCCACCUUAUACAUCUUCAGACCCUCCACCUUGGUGAAAAUCAGUUGAACGGCUCAAUUCCACAAGAAAUUGGUCAGCUCAAAUUUGUCACUGACCUUGCCUUGUGUAGCAACAAGCUAAAUGGUUCCAUUCCUGCUUCUCUCGGUAAACUAAGUCGACUUGUUUCCUUAGUUCUCUUUGAUAAUUCCCUUUCUGGACCCAUUCCUCCAGAAUUGGGAAACCUUAGGAAUUUGGUUGAAGUUUACCUGGACACCAACCGUCUAACUGGUCCCAUCCCUUCCACAUUUGGAAACUUAAGAAAACUGAGCGUUCUUAACAUGUUUAACAAUAGUCUUUCAGGUUCCAUCCCCUCUGAGUUAGGGAAUAUGGAAUCUCUUUCUGAAAUAAGCCUUUAUCACAACAAUCUAUCUGGCUUGAUCCCAACCUCAUUUGGUGACCUGAGACAUCUUACACUUGCCCACCUUUAUGGAAAUCAACUCUCUGGUCCCAUUCCUGAGGAGAUAGGAAACUUGAAUUCUCUUGUUGACCUACAGUUGAGUGACAACCAACUCAAUGGCUCUAUUCCUACUUCACUUGGCAGUUUGAGCAACUUAGGAAUUCUGCAUCUCCGAGACAACCAACUCUCAGGUUCCAUUCCUAAUGAAAUCGGAAACUUGACGAAGUUGACCAUGUUAGAACUAGACCACAACAAUCUGACAGGAAAUUUGCCGCAAGGCAUUUGCCGUGGUGGAUCACUUGAAAACUUCACAGCAGCUAACAACCAGCUUACUGGGCCAAUCCCUGAUGGGUUGAAAAAUUGCACUAGCUUGAAGAGACUCCGCCUUGAAAGAAACCGACUCGGAGGGAAUAUAUCUGAAGAUUUAGGCGUUUACCCAAACCUAAAUUUCAUUGAUUUAAGUGACAAUGAAUUUUAUGGUGAAGUGUCUUCCAAUUGGGGAUUGUGCAAAAGCUUAGAGAGCCUGUCUAUUGCAAGGAACAAUCUCAGUGGUAUAAUACCAGCUGAGAUUGGAAACUCACGUCAGAUACAAAGGCUUAAUCUUUCUUCAAAUCAUUUAGUCGGGGUCAUUCCUAAGGAAAUUUCAAAGUUGACGUCUUUGCUUUAUCUUGAUUUGAAUGGGAAUCAACUUUCUGGUAGUGUACCCCUGGAACUAGGACUUAUGUCCAAGAUUUUGUAUCUAGACUUGUCUGCAAACCAAUUGAGCAACUCCAUCCCUGAAACUAUAGGGAAUCUUUCCAUGUCAUUCUACUUGAAUUUGAGCAUCAAUCAGUUUAGCCAAAGAAUUCCAAUUCAUGUAGGCAAGUUAACUAGGCUGAUUCAACUAGAUUUGAGUCACAACAUGCUUUCAGGGGAGAUUCCAGUGGAAUUUCAAAGUUUGCAGAGCUUGGAGGCACUAAACCUUUCUCACAAUAAUCUCUCUGGUGAAAUACCAACCUCUUUGGAGAAGCUCAGAGGCUUGUACACUGUUGACAUUUCAUAUAAUGAACUCCAGGGUCCCAUUCCCAACUGCCAAGCAUUUCUAAAUGCUUCAGUACAAGAAUUGGGAGGGAACAAAGGAUUAUGUGGCAAUGCUAGAGGAUUACCGCCUUGCACACCUUUUUCUAAGAAGGGUCACAACAACAACAAAACCUUUUUAGUAGUUAUGUUCUCUAUUCUAUCGGUUUCUUGUCUCUUGAUUUCAUCAAUUGCUUUGUUGUUUGCCUUCAAGAAGAGGAAGAAAGAUGCAGAUGAAGGAAGACAAAGCAAUGCAAGUGAUGAGAUAUUUUUCUCAUUAUCUCCCUUUAAUGGAAGAAAGUUGUUUGAAGAGAUCAUUAGAGCUACCAAAGAUUUUGAUGCUCAAUAUUGCAUUGGGAAGGGAGGAUAUGGAAACGUAUACAAAGCAGAGCUGUCAUCAGGAGAUGUUGUAGCUGUGAAGAAAUUCCAUCUGUUGCAUACCAGUGAAAUGGCAGAUCAAAGACAGUUUCUAAAUGAGGUUAUGGCAUUAGUAGAAACAAGACACAGAAAUAUUGUCAAGUUCUAUGGUUUUUGCUCCUCUGCAGGUCAUUCCUUUUUAGUAUAUAAGUACCUUGAAAGAGGUAGCUUGGCUUCUGUUCUCAGUAAGAAUGAAGAAUCUAAGAAAUUGGACUGGAACAAGAGGGUGAAUAUUGUCAAAGGUGUUGUUAAUGCACUCUCCUAUUUGCACCACGACUGUUCACCACCCAUUGUUCAUCGAGAUAUAACAAGCAACAACAUUUUGCUUGAUUUGGAGUAUGAAGCGCACCUUUCAGACUUUGGCACUGCUAAACUUCUCAAUCCAGACUCAUCCAAUUGGAGUAAUAUUGCUGGAACAUACGGAUACAUUGCACCAGAGCUUUCCUACACCAUGCAAGUUACUGAAAAAUGUGAUGUGUAUAGUUUUGGUGUGCUGGCAUUGGAAUUGAUAGUUGGGGCAUAUCCGGGUGAAUUUCUCUCUAAUCUAUCAAUUGUAACAGCAGAAAGCAUUCCACUAAACAAUGUGUUGGAUCAAAGGCUUUCGCCUCCUCCGCCAGAAGUUAUGAACAAACUCGUAUUCAUCCUGAAGUUGGCCGUUUCAUGUUUAGAUAACAAUCCAAAAUCUAGGCCAACCAUGCACACUGUUUCUCAGCUCGUGUUCGACCACAUCUAGUCCCUUGUAGGUCCCUUUGAUCUUCAUCUAAGAUACCACCUUAGAAAUGUUUGGUAUUGCUCUAAUGUUUUUCCUUUUAGCUUUUGUGUAGUAAUCAUGGGUGAAUGGAUUAGCAUUUUUAUACCCGUAAUUACCUUUUCCAUGAAAAUUAAUACUAGCUUGUUGGUAGUGCAACAAGAGUUGUUUCUGAUAUUUGUCUGUAACAGUUUAUCAUAAAUUAUAUUCUAGUAUUAUCUUUUCAAA